Gryllus bimaculatus (two-spotted cricket) is the source of this 384-nucleotide messenger RNA. The record is from the annotation of a GenBank genome assembly. NCBI's taxonomy places the organism in Eukaryota, Metazoa, Arthropoda, Insecta, Orthoptera, Gryllidae.
AUGACGUGGGGCGGGCGGCGCGGAGGCGGGCACGUCCUCGCCAGGCUCUCCGCCUCGCUCUCCGCCUCGCUCUCCGCCUCGCUCUCCGCCUCGCUCUCCGCCUCGCUCUCCCCCUGGCUGGGGCUGCCCGCGCUCGGUUCACAGGAAACGAACCAAAAGCAGCUGUCAAAAAGGCCAGCAUCAAUGCAGUAUUUCAAAAGGAAAUUUGACAAAUAUGACAACAUUGUUGCAAGAUCUGCCCAGAGGCUAGAAAGUGAGUGCUUUGAGGUGAUGCGUUGUUGCGUGGGCUGCAGAGGAACUUCGUGCUCCUAUGAGUUGAAAAAUAAUUUAAAGACAGUUAUAAAAUUAGAGAAUACUAUGUUCACAAUUACGAUGUUAUACUGA